Messenger RNA from Aegilops tauschii subsp. strangulata, 2487 nucleotides. Its product is annotated as berberine bridge enzyme-like Cyn d 4. The record is from RefSeq and is a predicted model, not a curated record. Gene Ontology annotation, molecular function: FAD binding; oxidoreductase activity. Lineage: Eukaryota; Viridiplantae; Streptophyta; Magnoliopsida; Poales; Poaceae.
AGAUACUAGCAAACUAAGCCUGUCACGAACUUCAACCUCACGCCACUAAUUAACACCAUGAUCUUUCUAGUGGAUACACUACACGCGCGCACGCCAUUAGCUAACUCGCUUAGCCACUACUAGUGGCGAGAUACACAAGAUCUCCAAGACGCACAUGUCAGAACUAGCAGGCACUAAUUUAUAACAUGCCCGAUUUAGUUGUCUUCAAGCCUUGCACGCUCUACAUGGACGGCAACGUUAACAUCACUGGCGUGCGUGUUCGUCCUCUCACCAGCACUCCCAGUUAAUGUAACUUAUAUAAGGAGCUCAAAGGCUAUGCUCGGUACGCACAGCACUCUUGCCGCGAGAGGAAGAUAAUCGAAGCAAAAAAAAAGAUGGCUAUGCUUAGAGGCCUAUCACUCCUGCUUUCUGUCACCUUCUUCUCAAGCUACCUCAUCUCAGUCCCUUCCCUAGCUUCCUCCGAUGGCUUCCUCCAGUGCAUAAGGGAGAAGAUACCCAGCGAGCUCGUGUACACCCAGUGCAACACCAACUUCACCGCCGUGCUGGCCUCCUCCGUCAGGAACCCCAAGUUCUUCACCAACACCACCGUGAGGCCGCUCUGCGUCGUCACGCCCACCCACGCCUCCCACGUCCAGGCCGCCGUGCUCUGCGGCCGCUGGCAGGGCGUGCGCCUCCGCGUGCGCAGCGGCGGCCACGACUACGAGGGCCUGUCCUACCGGUCGGCGCGGCCUGAGGUGUUCGGGCUGCUCGACCUCGGAAACCUCCGGGCCGUGACCGUCAACCGGUGGGAGUACACGGCCUGGGUCGACUCCGGAGCCACCAUCGGGGAGCUGUACUACGCCAUCGCGAAGAAUAACCCCGAGGUCGCGUUCCCGGCGGGCGAGUGCCCGACCAUCGGCGUGGGCGGCCACUUCAGCGGCGGUGGCGUCGGCAUGAUGAUGCGCAAGUACGGCCUCUCCAUCGACAACAUCCUCGACGCCAAGCUGGUCAACGCCAACGGGGAGCUCCUCGACAGGGCCGGCAUGGGGGAGGACCUCUUCUGGGCCAUCCGAGGCGGCGGCGGCGGGAGCUUCGGCAUCGUGCUCUCGUGGAAGGUCCACCUCGUGCAGGUCCCACCGAUGGUAACAGUGUUCAGCAUCGCAAAGACGCUUGAACAGGGCGCCAUAGACAUCCUUACCAAAUGGCAAGACGUCGGCCCGUCGCUCCCCGGCGACCUCACGAUAACGGUGAUGCUGUCGGGGCAGCAAGCCGCGUUCCGGGCCAUGUACCUGGGCACGUGUAACUCGCUCGUGGCGACGAUGGGCGAGCAGUUGCCGGAGCUCAACAUGACGAGCGCCGACUGCCAGCCCAUGACCUGGCUCCAGUCCACGGCCUUGUCCUUCAUCACCUUCACCAACAACAGACCGCUGGAGGAGGCGCUCCUGAGCAGGACCACCAGCCUCAGCACAUUCACCAAGGUCAAGUCCGACUACGUCACGCGCGCCAUCCCGAAGGCCGCGUGGAAGGACAUCUUUUCCUGGUUCACCAUGAACGGCGCCGGGCUCAUCGUGCUCGAGCCCCACGGCGGGCUCAUGGCCGCCAUCCCCGCCGCCGCGACGCCGUACCCGCACCGGAGCGGCGUGCUGUACAUCAUCCAGUACAUCGCGUUCUGGCAGGGCGACGGCGGCACCGCGGCCACCACCUGGCUCGCCAGCUUCUACGACUUCAUGGGGCACUACGUGAGCAGCAACCCGAGGCAGGCGUACGUCAACUUCCGGGACCUGGACAUCGGCCAGAACGUGGCGGCGGACGACGUCAGUACCACGUCCCGGAGUGGCAAGGUUUGGGGUGAGCGCUACUUCAUGAGCAACUACCAGAGGCUCGCGGCGGUGAAGGCGGCCGUGGAUCCCAUGGACUACUUCAGAAACGAGCAGAGCAUCCCCCCGUUGCGACCAAUCCCAGCCUACAACGACUACAACGACGACCCAAGUGAGCAGAGAUUCAUGCCUAGAGAUCCCAUUAAUUAGUACAAGUAAUAAUCGAUCCUUCCACUUCAAGAAUGAUGACUACAGGUCGGGAUUAGCCUACUUUCCUUAAUAAUCAAUAAUACUCUAUCAAGUCAUAUUUCUCCUUCGUGAUGACUGCUCGGUGGAGACAUCUUACUCUACUGUCCAGGAUAAACAUUAUCAAGUUGUAUCUGAGUGGACUGCGAUAUGCAAGGUUAGGAUGUGGAUGCCUAUUAAGAUGUCCCUAAUGAAAAUGACACAGUAGUCAUUUGAGGCAUCAGAGUUGUGUUAGGAUGUCUAUUCAUCGGCACUAUGACACAGUAGUCAUGUGAGGCAUGUCUACAUGUUUGGCAGGUUAAGAGUCAUGUUGGGCAUGUCUAUGUGUUUGGCACCAAGUACAGGUAGUCUCCGAUUGGACGAGUGUGAUAAGCUACACUCUACGACCUUAUAGCACUCUUAUACCACGACUUGUAUUUGCAUCAUGUUACCUGCACCCUUAUGU